AUGAGUGACAGGGCAACGCCGAAAAGUUGCAACAGCUCCACGAACGGCGGCACAAGUGGCGAGGAUGUCCUCUACCCAAAUCCUCCAGGAUCCGGUGAGAGCAACCAUCUACCGCCAGGGAAGGGAGGACAAGACGGUAGACCCUUAGAACUCAACAUCUUGUCCACUACAGCCGCACCCGCCGAGACCAUCCAACCACCCAACGCCGCUGACAUCACAACACACCGCGACCAGGACGGUGAGGGUGCACGGCCCCGUGAUGCCCAUGGAGCCGACAAUGGUGCCGGGGACGUCACGGGGAGCCUCCACACCGGAGGUAAGUUCCAAAAGCUGAAGGAGAAGAGGAAGAUCAGGAAGACCAGGAGGCUUUCCACAAGCGGACCACCAUCUCGACCAACACCACCGGCGGCGAUGGAGGUGGACCAAUCUGUGCCCAAGAGUGAAAAACUCGAGGAGCAAGUACCGUCCACCAGCCAGGACGUGAACUCGGAAAACCCUUCCGAAGACGCCUGGCUAGCCGCUCCCGGUCUGUCGUUGGAGGGAAUGCCGGAGAUGACAUACAACAACCCGUUUUUCACUCCGGCCACGUCACCCAACUAG
Messenger RNA from Rhopalosiphum padi (bird cherry-oat aphid), 600 nucleotides. RefSeq lists its product as uncharacterized. The transcript is spliced from 2 exons. The record is from RefSeq and is a predicted model, not a curated record. NCBI's taxonomy places the organism in Eukaryota, Metazoa, Arthropoda, Insecta, Hemiptera, Aphididae. Bases 1 to 600 code for a protein of 199 amino acids.